CUUGGGAAAAGUUUGAAUAACGUCCGUCUACUGUCCCGUUUAUACUCUUGCUGUUGUGGUGGUGACUUCCUCCAUCUGCGAUCUCCGACGGAAAACUCCCCUUCCACCGAUCACGGACGUCCAUCCUUCUUUCCUCUCACAAACCGGAUCACAUCACGCAUAUCACCAUGUCUUCUCGCGUGGGCCUCCGCUUCCUCAACAACACUCGCUUUGCUUUCCGCAAUGCCUCCGGGUCAUUCCGCCGGCCGGGUGCCCAGGGCUUCCGCUUCUCGAGCUCCGAAGCCGGUGCCGCAGAGCAGCAGAGCACCUUCCAGCGCAUGUGGAACAGCCCUGUCGGUGUGAAGACUGUCCAUUUCUGGGCUCCCGUUAUGAAGUGGUGCCUCGUCAUCGCCGGUAUCUCCGACUUCGCCCGUCCCGCUGAGAAGCUCUCCCUCACCCAGAAUGCCGCCCUCAUGGGUACCGGUGCCAUUUGGACUCGCUGGUGCAUGAUCAUCAAGCCCCGUAACGUUCUGCUUGCCGCUGUCAACUUCUUCCUCGGAUGCGUCGGUGCCGUUCAGGUUACCCGUAUUUUCCUGUGGCAGCGUAGCCAAGACGGCUCUUCCGCUGAGGCCGCCAAGGAGCUCGAGCAGGAGGCCGUUGCCUCCGUCAAGGCUGUCGCCGACCAGGCUGAGGGUGCCGCUAAGAAGGUUGUCGACAAGGUUGAGAAGUCCACUUAA
Messenger RNA from Penicillium canescens, 716 nucleotides. RefSeq names its product mitochondrial pyruvate carrier family protein. Gene Ontology annotation, molecular function: pyruvate transmembrane transporter activity. The record is from RefSeq and is a predicted model, not a curated record. Gene Ontology annotation, cellular component: mitochondrial inner membrane. Bases 168 to 716 code for a protein of 182 amino acids. Gene Ontology annotation, biological process: pyruvate import into mitochondria. NCBI's taxonomy places the organism in Eukaryota, Fungi, Ascomycota, Eurotiomycetes, Eurotiales, Aspergillaceae. The transcript has 4 exons.